CCAGGAAAUGGUUGGUAGUGACAGACAGCGAGAUGUUGAUUACUGUAGAACUAACUAAACCAACUAUGGCUGUCAACACGGAGCCGCCGAAAGCAGCUGACACGGAGCCGAAAACACGAAAACGUAGAGGCACCUACCUAGAGAAAACACAUACUAGCACUCCUGAUGGUUUGAAGGAAAAUGUGCCAGAGCAGGAAAAUAAGCACUUCCACUUUGACCUGUGGCUCUGCCUGACACUGCAGAACUGGAUACUGGACUUUGGAAGGCCUAUUGUCACGAUUAUCGUUCCUGUGGAGUGGUUUCCCCUCAACAGGCCCGGUGUUGGAGACUACUUCCACAUGGCCUAUAACGUCAUAACACCAUUCCUAAUGCUCAAGCUGAUUAAGCGCAGUCCCAAAGUGCUGCCUCGCUCGGCGGUCUACCUCUGCAUCAUCAUUUUUGUCAUGGGAGCCAGCAUCCACCUGGUGGGAGACUCCAUCAACCAUCGGCUCAUCCUGAGCGACUACCGGCUCCACCUGUCAGUCAGAGAGAACCCCAUCAUGAGAGACCUCAAACCGGCCUCACUGAUUGACUCCUUUGAGCUGCUGUAUUAUUAUGACGAACAGCUGGGACACUUGAUGUGGUAUAUUCCUUUCUUCAUCAUUCUCUUCAUGUAUUUCACCGGCUGCUUCACCAAGGACGAAGAACAGAAGAAGAUCCCUGUCUCGGGCUGUGUGCUGCUGGGACCCAGCGCCCUCUACUAUUGGUACUUGGUCACUGAAGGGCAAAUCACUGAACUUUUCCUCCUCACCUUCCUUGCCAUGGUUGGCAUGGUGAUACAUCAACAGCGUGAAGGCCUCAGCCCAGACAGCAACGGCCUGUUCCUGCUCUGUAGUUUCAGUAUUACUGUGCUGCUGGUGGUGCUGUGGGUGGCCUAUCUGUGGAAUGACCCGGUGCUACGUAAAAAGUACCCCGGAAUCAUUUAUGUGCCAGAGCCCUGGUCCUACUACACCUUACAUAUCAAGGAGAACCAUUGAGUUACAUCCGGCCAGGUCUGAAUACCUCUGGGUUUGAAGAAAAAAAGAGAUCUGAAUCAGAAGCCACUUACGUUUGUAUGACCUGACUGAUUCAUAUCUUUUCUUUCUUCAGCAGAUUUCCUGUGACAGAGGUAGCGGCUGCACUUAGACAACGACGACGAUCGAUGAAGGUUGUUCAUGUGCAUCUACCUCACGGUUGAACACAAGGUUCUGCUGGCGUGUGUAUAUAUAUAUAUAUAUAUAUAUAUAUAUAUCCAGAAGGGGAUUUGUCUCCUCCGUCUAUUUCUUUUAUUUUUAAAGAUUAUUUUUGGGGGCGUUUUUCCUUUAAUUGUCGGUGAUAAUUCUGAAAGGGCGAGAGAGAGAACCCCGGAGCCUGCAUAUUACUAAACAUAUUCUUUCGUAAUUAAUAAAAUACCACAAAGUAAUCUCCACUCAGACAAUGCGGGGCCUUCGGGCCCCUGAGGGUUUGGGACCCAGGAGCAGUUCUGCUCCUUUUGGUCACUUUGUAACUUUGGUAAUCCAGCCUUAAGGCACGGUCACACAUGCGCAAAAUUAACAUUCGCCUCCCGUUCACUUCCAUUCUAUGCAAGCGAAGGGGCGAAAAAACAUUUGCUUCUGGUGGCGAAGCAAAUUUGCAUCUUCGAGUUCAACUUUCAGGCGAAUAUCGCCUCGGCAGAAGAUGGUCACUCGACUGCAUUCGCGCAUGUGUGACCGCACCUUUUAUAGACCUUUUCAUUGCCAUCAUGUUGCUACGGCAACAGCUUUGGUCAAAGAUCACAUCCUGUCAGCUGCUCCAUUAACAAACGUUGCAACAAGAGAUACAAAGGGGCCCAUUUAGAGUGUUAAUGGUGUCAAGUUUGAAAAGGUCUAUAGAAACACAGACCAGCAUCACCAUUUGACAAAGCAAUACACCAACUAUCUCUUAGCCACUCUUAGUCUCUUAGAACUUUAUGAAACAACUCAAGGUGAAUACAUGAAUAGUACAUUCACUGAAAAAAUAGAAAAGAAUUCUUACCUUAAGCUCAUCGAAGAACUCAAUCAAUUGACGAUUGAAUGCUGUGAGGUUGAUUUUUAACAACUCAGAAGAAAAGCCUUGUUCAUUAAUUGUUCUGCCGGUUACAGGCGCUCCUCUCUCGCUGCCAAGAAAGAAAGAAAAGAAGAAGAAAAAUAAAUACUCAGUUACAUUGGACUUGUCAGGCAAGAUGCACAAACUUCAAUAACAAGAUAUGGAUAUAUGGUACAUCGGAAGAACAACAGCCUGAAAGUAGAAAACAAACAUCAAUUUAGAUGCAAACAAAUAAAACGAUCAAUUCAAGAUUCAAGUUCUGCAAAAAAGUGAAAACAGCCAAAUAUAAUAACACAAUGCCAAAAGACUAAAAAACAAGAUAAAAGAGAAUGACUGCAGUAUUACUGUAUGUAAUCAACAGGUACAGUUAUUCAGAAAGGCAUAGAAAGAAAGUGUAUAAAAAUAUGAUUUAAAAACAGAAUACUAAAUAGAAAACUGUUUAAAAGCUAUAAUACAAAAAAAAAA
Sebastes umbrosus (honeycomb rockfish) is the source of this 2547-nucleotide messenger RNA. Its product is annotated as ceroid-lipofuscinosis neuronal protein 6-like. NCBI's taxonomy places the organism in Eukaryota, Metazoa, Chordata, Actinopteri, Perciformes, Sebastidae. The transcript is spliced from 7 exons. Bases 33 to 1016 code for a protein of 327 amino acids. The record is from RefSeq and is a predicted model, not a curated record.